GCCUUCGUCAUGGACAAUGCGACGAACAAUGACACCCUGGUUGAGGAGAUUGAGAGGCUGUGCAUGCUCGACGGCAUACACUUCUCUGCCACGCAGGCGCGCCUCCGGUGCAUGCCGCAUACCAUUCACCUUUCUGCCAUCAAGGCUGCGAUCGGUGCCAUAACGCGCUCGGAGGCGGACAAGGCAUCAAGCCGAACCGUCAAUUAUCAAGAUUCUGUCACUAGUCCCCUCGACCCGAAGCCCAACACCUCCCGCAACAAGAAGACGCCCGGAAGCGCCGCUCAAGCAGUUGAGGAUGAUGGGGAUAGCGAGGAGGAGGAGGAGGAAGGCCAUGACGAGCAAGUCUCGGAGCAGGAUGUAUCCACAGCAGUCGGCAAGGUGCGUCAUACGUCGCUAUCAUUGACCGUCAGCUGA
Schizophyllum commune H4-8 is the source of this 414-nucleotide messenger RNA. RefSeq lists its product as uncharacterized. The record is from RefSeq and is a predicted model, not a curated record. The transcript has 2 exons. Lineage: Eukaryota; Fungi; Basidiomycota; Agaricomycetes; Agaricales; Schizophyllaceae. Bases 10 to 414 code for a protein of 134 amino acids.